This is a messenger RNA of Maudiozyma saulgeensis, 477 nucleotides long. NCBI's taxonomy places the organism in Eukaryota, Fungi, Ascomycota, Saccharomycetes, Saccharomycetales, Saccharomycetaceae. The record is from the annotation of a GenBank genome assembly.
AUGUUGUUUUUUUUCAUAAUUUUUCUUGCAUAUGAAAUCUCUCGUCUGUGGGGGUUUCCUUGCAUUAUAUUACAGUAUAUAAUCACAGCAAUCUCAAAUUCAGGUUCCUAUUUAAGUUCCUCCUUUCUACUCAAAUUAUUUUUUUUUUCUUACUCCUUUUCUUCUCUGUCCCCUACACCUUCUCUCCCUCCUUCCUUUACUGCCCCCCCCCCGUCAUUUGCUGGUGUGAUCCCGAAAUUUUCGAGUACAACAAAAUAUCUUUGGUGUUUUGGUGGUUUUUUUGCAGAGCAACGGUACCGGCUACGCUGGGCUGCGCAACGAAGACGAAGCUCCGAAAGGGCUGUUAUUUUUCAGUGUAAAAUUCGCCGUUUUCUCCCCUUGAGACAUUGGGUACUUAAUUUUAAUAGUAAAUAUGCAAGCCUAUUAUUUGAUCGAACACUAGUUUCCGUGUCAAAUUUAUGUCUUAUUUUCAUGUAG